Molecule: messenger RNA, 2817 nt
Organism: Funneliformis geosporum
Lineage: Eukaryota; Fungi; Glomeromycota; Glomeromycetes; Glomerales; Glomeraceae
Source: the annotation of a GenBank genome assembly
AUGUCUAUUGAGAAAUCGAUAGAAUGGAUAGAAAAAUGUAUAGUGGAUAAGCACAUAAAAUAUUACGAUUAUGAUAAAUUUAUAGAGAAAGAAGAAAUAGGUAAAGGAGCAUUUGGCAAAGUUUAUAAAGCUAAAUAUGGUGAAAAAUAUUUUGCAUUAAAAUCAUUUAGUUCAGACAAAUUUACUACCAUGGAAAAGAUUGUUAACGAGUUGAAAUUACAUCGAGAAGUAGAUUUUUAUGAUUAUAUAAUACGUUUUUGUGGAAUAACUAGAACCAAUUCAGGAAUAAUACACAGAGAUUUACAUUCAAGCAAUGUACUUAUGCAUCAAGGUUCAAUAAAAUUAGCGGAUUUUGGAUUAAGCAAACGUAUUGAAGAAAGUACUGGAGUUGAGUCAAAAUUAUUUGGUGUAAUCCCAUAUAUUGACCCAAAAGGAUUUGAAAGAGUCACUUCACUAAGAGGAGGAAGGCCUAUCUCAAGAAAAUACAAAUUGGAUAAGAAAAGUGAUGUUUAUAGUGUGGCUAUGGAAAUUUCAAAAGGAUUGAGAGAAGAUAUUAUAGAAGGAACAUCUGAAAAAUAUUCUAACCUUUACACGAAAAUUAAAAGCAUUGAUUUGAAAACAUCUGAGAAUGAUAUACCUCCUAGUAAAACACUAUUAGAAUCAAAUCAUGUUACAACGACUGAAUUAUCCAGGAUUAUGAAUGGAAGUUUAGGAAGGUUUGUAAGUAAAACCGACCUUACUUUUGAAUCAGAAGUAGGAAUAACUGUAGCAGCAGAUCCAAUAAAUGUAAUAAUUAUGAAUAGAGUAAACGUAAACGAGGCAGUUGCACCUUUCUUACCUCUUGUAACAACGAUAACUACUUUAACAAAAGAGAUAUCGUACGCUUAUGAGAAUGUUCAAUAUAAUAAAAAAACUUGUGGUGCAUUAGUAACCACAUUCGAAGCUGUAGAAUUUACGAUUAAAGGAUUAAUAAGGCAAAAAGAGAAUAAUAUUAUGAAAUUUUGCAGUCAAAGUUAUUACAAUUCCUUUUGUAAAUUAGUAAAUUGUUUAAACCAAAUUAAACAAUUUUUUGAUGAUAUUUCCCAAUUAUUAGGAUUUAAAAAAUUUAUUUCAAGUAGGAAUAUUGAAGAAACCUUUGAGAAGAUUCUUAAAGACUUUGAUAAUUGUUCAAAACAUUUAAGGUUGGCUAGGUCCAUUACAAAUGAACAAUUGAUUUCAAUUUUAAAUUCUGAUCUUAUAGAGAUGAAGAUGUUUUUAGAUAAUAUUGAAGGUGGUAUUACAUAUUUGGUCAAUAAUAGAAAAACUAACGACAAUUCCACCGAAUUUAGACUAAAUAAUAAUAACAUCGUUAUUAAAAUUAAUAACAUUGAAGAGCAGAAUCAAAAAAUCAUUGAACAAAACAACGAACUCUUAGAAUACAAAAACACAAAUAAAACGUUUAACUUUGCUCAACUCAAUGGUGAAAUUGAUACGAUUCGCUAUCUGAAUCAAUGUUCAAAAUCUGAAAUUGAUAUUAAUGGACAAACUGAACUUAAUGGACAAAUUGAACCUUCGGAAUUGAAAUAUACUGCAGAGCCAGUUUCGCGUAAAGGUAAAAAGGUAGCGGUUUUGAAAAAAAUUUAUAAAGAAAAAUACGUUGCUUGUAAAUACUUUUCUACGGACAAGAUGAACCAAAGGCAUCUUGCUAUUUUGAGAAAAUUGAAAGCUUGUCCAUACAUUAUUCAAUUUUAUGGACUAUCAAGAUUAGAUACAAGCGAUGUAAUGGUUUUUGAAUGGGCCGAAUACGGAACUUUAUGCGAAUUAUAUCAGAAUUAUAUUAUUGGAUGGGAUGCAAAGAUUUCUUUCGCAAGAGAUAUCUGUCGUGGGUUGAUUUUUUUGCAUACAGUGGAGAUAUUGCAUCAUGAUAUUAGGUGUGAGAACGUGCUAAUUACCGAAAAAAUGCAACCCAAACUAUGCAAUUUCAAAUUCUCUCGUAAAUUUAAUGCUGCCACCAGUCAAAUAGAUGAUAUGAAUGCUAUAGUUCAUUGGUUGGCUCCUGAAAAAUUAGAAAAUAUAUCUGAACUUGGCUUUCAGAAAAAACCAUAUGAAAAUAUGAACAUAACUGAGAUACAAAAGCAUGUUCAAAAAGGUGAUCGAGAAAAGUUUGACUCUAUAUCGCGUCCUGAUCCGAUUCAAACAGAGUAUUGUGAAAUUAUUAACCUUGGUUGGGUACAAGAACCAUCAUUACGUCCAGGAACUCAAAAAAUUUUCAAUAUGCUACAAGAAUUAUAUGAAAAACAUAUUUUAAAGAAUUCUGAUGAGGAUAAACCAAAUUUCUCAAUUCCAGUUCAUAAUUCUAUUAUACCAAUAACUCCAUUCAAGGAAGGUUUGGUGGCUCAUAAAAAAAAAAAUUAUGAAAUGGCUUGGAAAUGUUUUGAAGAGCAUGCAAAUGUUGGAGAUAUGUUGGGAAAAUACUGGCAAGGGUAUUAUUAUUUAGAAGGAAGGUACGUUGAAAAAAAUCUCGCGAAGGCCAAAGAAUUAUUUAAAGAAUCUGCUGAUGGUGGAAAUGCAGAUUCUCAAUUACGUUACGCUUUUUGUUUGAUUGAUAAGGAAAAUGAACAUAUUGAUUGUACCAAGUUUUUAAAAUAUUUAAAAAUGUCGGCCGAUAAUGAUAAUUCCACUGCUCUUUAUAAUCUUGGUGAAAUAUAUUUACGUGGUAGGUUGGGUAUUGAAAAGGAUCAUGACAAGGGAGUUCAAUAUUUAAAAUUGGCUGCUUUAAAAGGUCAACAGAAAGCAAUAGAUACCUUAACCGUUAUUAAUAAUAAUUUGUCUAAUUAA